AUGGGUACGUUGGCACUUGUUGCAAAGGGGAAACAAGUUGUUGAGGAUGAAGAUGAGACUAAUCUUUCUGACUGUGAGCUCACAAGUGAAGAGUUUGCUUUGAUGGUGUCAAAUCCUAGGAGAUUCGAAAAGAAGAAGUUUCCUUCCAACAAAAACCGAAACUGGAAAGGAAGCUACAGUUCAGAAAAAGUGAAGGAGGAGAAAGGUAAUAAUGAUGAAGAUGAAUUCGGUGGAGUGGAGGUAUGGUCCACUAAUUCAGAGGAUGAAGAGAUUAUUCGUGACGAACAGUUUGACACUGAAUGGUAUAUCGAUAGUGGUUGUUCGUGUCACGUGACGGGAAGGAAGGAGGAGCUGAGAGAAUAUAGAGAAUUAGAGAAUGGUGGUCUCGUGAAGUUUGGUAACAAUGCACUUGGGGAAAUCAAAGGAUACGACAUGAUAACAAAUGGCAAAUUCUCAAUUCACAAAGUGGCAUAUGUUGAGGGACUGCAACACAACUUAAUAAGUGUUUCGCAGUUGGUAGUGGGUACAAGACUAAAGGUCUCGUUUGAUGAUGAGGGAUCUAAAUUUUUUGAAAUGAAGACGAAAUCAGUGUUGCUUAAAUCAAAACGUAAAGGCAAGAUGUAUCCAUUGGAUAUCAAUACGAGGGAAACCUUCUAUAUGUCUGGUCACUAA
Messenger RNA from Lactuca sativa (garden lettuce), 672 nucleotides. NCBI's taxonomy places the organism in Eukaryota, Viridiplantae, Streptophyta, Magnoliopsida, Asterales, Asteraceae. The record is from RefSeq and is a predicted model, not a curated record.